AUGCGAGACGAUGAGGAAGAUGGCAGCUGGGUGCCAGAUGAGCGUGGCGACUUGAAGGACGUCGGCAUCCACGAGAACAACGUCGAUACUCAUGGUGGAGAGAGUGAACAACAACAUCUGUCGCCCGAGGAGACGGCCCGCAUGCGCAAGAUAUACCGCAAGCUCGAUUGGAGGAUUGUUCCACCUUUCUGGAUGUUGUACUUCCUCUGCUCGGCGGUGAGAUCGAAUGUCGGCCUGGCACAGACGAUGGACACCGAGCAGGGCCAUGAUCUGGAGACUUAUCUAAACCUCACCCCUCACCAAGUAUCCACCGGCCUUGCAUUGUUCUACGUCACCUAUGUCAUCCUGGAGGUUCCGUCAAAUCUGGCCAUGAGCAGACUCUCGCCUUCGGUAUGGCUUGCUCGAAUCGUUAUCAGUGUCGGUGUCAUUGGAACGGCCAUGGUCGGGAUGAAGAACGCUGCGGGAUACUAUGUCUUGAGAUUGCUCUUAGGAGCUGUCGAAGCUGGCAUGUGGCCGGGCAUGUCGCUGUUCCUCACUCUAUUCUAUCCACCCCAGCGCAUGGCCAAACGAAUCGGAUGGUAUUUCACUGCCUCUCAGGUUUCUGCUGCUGUCGUGGGUCUCGUCAGUGCCGGCUUCCAGGAAAUGGACGGGCGUGGCGGUCUAGUCGGCUUUCAGUGGAUGUUUUUGAUCUGGGGGCUGGUCACACUGGUUGUUGGGUUUAGCUUGCUAUGGUGGCUACCGGAUCGCCCGCUGGCGCCCGGCGAGCACAGGAAAAUUCGUUGGUGGAAUAGAUUCUUGCCCGCACCACGACCAGCUUUGGUCGGCGACGAUGCUGCUCUCCAUUACAAGUAUCUCAGUCAAGCCUACCACCACUCCGACUGGACGCUUCGCGAUCUGUGGAAUGUUCUCCUCGAUUGGCGUUUUUGGCCUCUUUUGAUCAUGUACUUUGGCGUUGUUGGCGUUGGGAAUGGUGUCCAAAGCUAUGGUACUGUCAUAUUGAAAGCCAUAAAUCCGUCGUUUACCGGAGUCGAGCUGAGUCUACUCUAUGCACCCAUCUGGAUAUGCGAUCUUGUUGGCAUCGUCACUGUGACCCCGAUCAGCGACUACUUUCAUCGGCAUCGAGCUAUACUCUUUAGUUUACCAACCGCAUUGCAGAUUGCUGGACUUCUCAUCUCGACCUAUUCAGGAGACUCUGCUUCGGCCAAGUGGGGUCGGUAUGUAGGACUUCUUAUCGUAGGGUAUGGACUUGGACCUACUGUGCCUAUCACGAUGACUUGGACUGCCGAGAUCUUUCAACCACGACACGGCGAAGUUGGAGUCGCAGCCGCUAGCGCUCUAGUAUCUGGCCUUGGCAAUCUUGGUAGUGUCGUCACAAACUAUGCGCUAUUCUCAGGAUGGCCGGCUGAUGCAAAGCGGAACCCAGCUUAUGUGGGCAGUAACUGGGUGAUGAUCGCUAUUCUGUUUGCAAGCAUAGUCGCAAGCUUCGUCAUGACAUUGCUACUGAAGGUCACGGACGGCUCACGAGAAAAGAGGAAGCAAGACACAGCUUGA
Lecanosticta acicola is the source of this 1551-nucleotide messenger RNA. Lineage: Eukaryota; Fungi; Ascomycota; Dothideomycetes; Mycosphaerellales; Mycosphaerellaceae. The record is from the annotation of a GenBank genome assembly.